This is a messenger RNA of Rhipicephalus sanguineus (brown dog tick), 2828 nucleotides long. RefSeq names its product putative nuclease HARBI1. The record is from RefSeq and is a predicted model, not a curated record. Bases 21 to 1100 code for a protein of 359 amino acids. The transcript is spliced from 4 exons. Lineage: Eukaryota; Metazoa; Arthropoda; Arachnida; Ixodida; Ixodidae.
UGGCGUCUCCGUUCUCGUUCAUGCCAUUUCGUGUCGCCUUCGUGGCUGCUGCAGUCACGCAGAAACGAAGCCCCGAGGUAGAAGAUGCGUUUGAGGUGAUGACUGACGAGGAGUUCCGGCGGCACUUUCGUUUGUCCAAAGGAACAGUGCUUAGCUUGUGCGACGAACUUGACCCCAUCAUCGGAUGCCAGCGAGCCAGUGGCCUUUCGACAGAGAGGAAGGUGUUGUGCGCGCUGCGAUUCUUUGCAACCGGGUCCUUCCAGGAGAGUGUAGGUUGCGAAGAGCUCAUCGGCAUGUCUCAGUCCUCCGUCAGCAACACGAUUCAUGAAGUGGCGGAGGCUAUCAUCGUCCUUGGUAGGCGGCGGAAGUUGGUGGACUUUCCGUUGACGGCGGCUGCCAAGGAAGAGGCGAAGGCGGCAUUCGCACGACUUGGCCGCAUUCCUGGUGUACUUGCGUGCGUGGACGGCACACUGAUUGCCAUUGAGAAGCCGGAAGGUCUCAGCAUAGCGGAUACGGCGAGCUUCAUGACCCGGAAGGGGUUUUAUGCUCUAAACGUUAUGAUCGUGUGCGACGCAGGCCUCCGCAUCCUGGUCGUAGACCCCCGUUUUCCAGGAUCAUGCCAUGAUACCUGGGUGUGGAGGCACAACCCACUGCACAAGCGCCUCGCUGCACAACUUCAGCCUGGCGAAUAUGUACUCGGUGACUCUGGCUAUCCUUUGGAGCCAUGGCUGAUUAUACCAGUUCCUGGCCAUCCACGCGGUGUCUCCCCCGAAUGCCUCUACAACAAAGAGCUCUCCUCCAUGCGCCAUGUUGUGGAAAGGUGUAUCGGAGUGCUGAAGAGCAGGUUCCGCUGCUUGCAGCGCUACAGAACCUUGUUCUACAGCCCCUACCGAGCAGGGGCAAUUGUUUCAGCCUGUGCUGCUCUCCACAACAUUGCCUUGGAGGCAGGCGAGCUGGUGUUCGACGAGGACGUCGACAGCGGGGAAAUGCCAGGCCAGGACGAUGCAGAGCUGCCACAAGCCUCGCAGGCGCUGCCGUCGUUGCAGGAGAUCUACCUCAGGGGCAAGCAGCAGCGCGAUGCCGUCGUCAGCCUUUUCUAAUGUUUCCAAGACAUGCCUGGCGACAGCACACCACCAGCAGCACAGGACUGGACCCUGGAGGCUGGCCCUGCCCCUGAGCUCUGCGAGAACAGCCUCCUGCGCAUCAGCCGCCCGCUCCGCAGCCUCCGCCGUUCGCCGCAGCAGGGCUGUGUUGCGUUCCGCGGCUAUGGCGAGCCGCUCGAUUGAAGUGCGCAUGGCCUCGGCUACCUGAAAUCAUUGUGUGGACAACCAUGAACUCUUUGCUACCAGCUGUCUCCUGGAAGCUCUUGCUUGCAGGAAUCUGCGUGUGCACAACACUUUCCUCUCUGACGAAAAGCCACUGGCCUGGUGGCAUCCAGUGGUGGUGCCAAGUGCGACGUACAAACUAUGCACCGUUUGUUUGGACAGACCAAGGUCUUGCCGGAACUCCUCUUCAGUCAUCAACUCAAACGCAUCUCUCACCUCCAAACAGCCCUUUUCAGGGCUAACCGGCUGUUUGUCCGGCUGUAGCUCGCUUGGGAGGUCAGACUCAGUUUCCGAAUUACACAUGUAUUUUCUAUCUGUGCUCACAGUAUCUCGCAGCCAUGAUUCCAUCAUGAACGACGAGUGCUAACAUUGUUUGCUUACGAUAACCUACAAAACACACAAGGAUCUACUUACCCUGAGCAGAUCAGUGCCCUGGAGAAGGCUAUCCGCACACUGCGCCUGGAUGUCCGUAAGGACAUCUACACGCCGAGGUCGCCUUUGCCGCGGUGGGCGAACAGGCCGCCGCUGCCGCGGUGGAGCGGUAGGAGCACCUGAAAACAUGCUAUGUUUAAUAGAAUUGCAAUGCAUUUCACAUUAUGUGUAAAGGUAGUUAUACUGGUUUAAUUUGCUCAAUCGGAUUUUGCCCUGAAAUGUGAAAGCUCAUUUCAACUAGAAGCUUGUAAAUGAGCAGCACUUACCCGCUGGCGUAGCUGUCGGCUGGGCUGCUGCAUGUGUCUGUGGCCCGGCUGCACAAGAGUGAAUGCAAUGCACUUUUCCAAUCAUAUGUAUACACAUUCGGCAAACUGUAACACACAAAAAAACACUUCGCGCUGCAACUUACUUGACGUGCCACUCGUGACUGCCACCUCUGUCACCUCCAUCGGGGCAGGAGGUGCGCCGUCCUGGUAAGUGUCAAAAGCACAGCUUUCCUUCACUACAGUAUGAUGCCAUCCGGUAGUUAUGCAAACUCUACUGCUACUAGAUGCGCGCAGUGUCCUGCAAUGAUCAAGUAGUUAAUGAUCCCAUCCCUUAAGUGCAUGUUUUUUUGAAUGCCACUGUAUAAGUACAAGCGUUAUUAGUGACAAGAUACACGAAAACUCCACGAUUCUGUUGCAAGGCUGAUUAUUCUGUUUUUGUGGAGAUUUAAGGCACAAAUUUCAGACAUUACCGUAGGUUUGCACAAUUUCAGAACGGAUUAUCCAACAGUGAGCUUACCCCUUGGUAAUCCAGUGGCCGCGCGCCACUAAGCCGCAGUGUGCCCGUUAGCUGAAGCACACGGCCUCUGAAGCCGGAGGCACGCCCCCCGCCAGUGCUGCUGCAAACGCACGCGCACUGUAGGAAGAGUUGUUCAGGUUACUUGGUGUUCACUCACCGCUGCACUUCGGCUACUGCGGCGGCGUCCUGGCGAGCGUCGUACACCUGCUUUCGCCAGCAGUCCUGCCACUGUUCCGGCGACUUGGUGACGGGGCCCUCGCGGUUGAGCACGUCCGCUAGCUCGAGCCA